ACCUCUUCCACGGCUGAUUGCAUAAGGGCGACUCGAACCGCUCAGAAAUCGCGUCAGCGAGAUAAAAAAGCGUCGACCGCCGCGCAGACGCUUCAAUUGAUCACGCGUCGUUGUCCCAGUCCAAGCCAAAAGACCAGCUUCGUCAUCGGCCCACACAGUUGAGCUUGAGAUAUAAGCCAUUAAAACAGCAUAGAAAGACAAAAUGCAAAUCAUUCGUUCAAGUGUGCUUCUUCUCGUGGGCAUAUGCUUCUUGCUCCUCGUGCGAAAUGCCUCAGCCGGAAAAGUCAAAUUGCUGGCCUUUAAGGGACCACACGCAGGAUUUGUGGGCCUGAAGGUUCGCACUCCCAAGCUGCUGGGCCUGAAGAGCGGAUUGGUGGGUGGAGCAGCUGGAUUUGGACUCGGAGCAGCUGUGGGCGCCAAGCUGGGCGCCGGAUUGGCCAGCCAUGCCGGUGGAGGCGGCCUCGGAGGCGGUUACGGAGGAGGCUAUGGCGGAGGAUUCGGCGGAGGACACGGCGGAGGUUUCGGCGGUGGAUACGGCGGAGGAUACGGCGGUGGAUAUGGUGGCGGCUUCGGAAGGAGCAGCGGCUAUGAGCACCACGAAUACCACCAGGAAAGCCAUUACAGUGAAGGAUCUGAGAUCGGGGGUGGAAAUAUCGGAGGCGGCUCCUGGGGAAAAUAGGUCCAUAGGUCCUUAAUAAUGUUAUUAGGUAAUUUUCAUGUCCUUGCCAUCACAAUGAAACAUUAUUGUUAUUUAGUUUUAAUUCAUUUGCCCAUUUACCUAGGUAAAUAAGUAAUAAAAUGCGAAAACUGUAAUAAAA
This is a messenger RNA of Drosophila biarmipes, 818 nucleotides long. RefSeq lists its product as uncharacterized. The record is from RefSeq and is a predicted model, not a curated record. The coding region runs from base 203 to 679 and encodes 158 amino acids. The transcript is spliced from 3 exons. Lineage: Eukaryota; Metazoa; Arthropoda; Insecta; Diptera; Drosophilidae.